AUGCGCAUUCCCCGUUCCAAGCCUUGGUAUGAAGCCGAUCACGUGCUUUUCAUCAUCAAUUUAAGAAGGGAAAGUCAUUGGGUUUUUGGGCGUCUUGACGUGCACGAAAGGACGUUAUUUCUGUACAAUUCUUUGAGAACCGCGAAGAUGAAUGCCGCAGCUAGGAAUGCGAUGAAGGCUUAUUCCGUGUUGCUGCCUUUGUUUUUCGAUUUACUUGGGUUCUGGAAGAAUAGAGCACAAGUUCCUGCCUCAGUUUCUGACCCUACAGCUCCAUUCAGAAUCGUGGAGCUUAGUGGUCUUGCGUCUCAGCAGAAGAAUGAUUGUGGAGCAUAUGUUGCUGCCUUUGCUGAAUUCUUUAUACACGGAAAGGAUGUCCCUGCAGACUUUGACAUCGAAGUUUAUCGAACCCGACUUGCUUCACUUUUCUACUCGUACGGACAAAGGAAAAUUGACGAAAGUAUUGACAGCGAGGAUGAGAAGCAAUCCAAGUCUUCUAAGGCAUCUAAAUUGAAGAAAUAGGAACUUUUAAUUUGGUGGCUCUAUUAUGUUAUUUGUUGAAUCUAUUUACUUGACAAGUUUUAGUGUUGUUGUGUGUUUAAAACUAUGUAGCUGGUUUAAAACUUUUAGGAUAUUUGACAUUCACUCCUUAUAAUAUCUUUAUUGUAUAGGUUUGUAUUUCCCAAA
Molecule: messenger RNA, 684 nt
Organism: Cannabis sativa
Lineage: Eukaryota; Viridiplantae; Streptophyta; Magnoliopsida; Rosales; Cannabaceae
Exons: 2
Coding region: 1-519 (172 amino acids)
Biological process (GO): proteolysis
Molecular function (GO): cysteine-type peptidase activity
Source: RefSeq, a predicted model, not a curated record